Molecule: messenger RNA, 267 nt
Organism: Cladophialophora carrionii CBS 160.54
Lineage: Eukaryota; Fungi; Ascomycota; Eurotiomycetes; Chaetothyriales; Herpotrichiellaceae
Product: ribosomal protein L30
Exons: 1
Coding region: 1-267 (88 amino acids)
Biological process (GO): translation
Cellular component (GO): mitochondrion; large ribosomal subunit
Molecular function (GO): structural constituent of ribosome
Source: RefSeq, a predicted model, not a curated record
AUGUCCUAUUUUCGGAUCACCCUAAUCCGUUCCGCAAUCGGCCUCCCAGCGCGGACAGGCAAUGUGCUCAAAGCUCUCGGCCUGCGCAAACGAAUGGCAACCGUGUUCCACCCAGUCACGCCCUCCGUCGCCGGUCAAAUUAUGAAAGUGAAAGAGCUGGUCGCGGUUUCGGAAGUUGACAAGCCUUUGACGAAGCAGGAGGUGCAUCAGGAGCGAGUGCCCGAUGCGGGGUUUUACAUCGAGUCAAAGGCGAGCGAGGUCAAUUAA